Molecule: messenger RNA, 504 nt
Organism: Setaria italica (foxtail millet)
Lineage: Eukaryota; Viridiplantae; Streptophyta; Magnoliopsida; Poales; Poaceae
Product: late embryogenesis abundant protein 3
Exons: 1
Coding region: 1-504 (167 amino acids)
Source: RefSeq, a predicted model, not a curated record
AUGAGACAUGCCCAGCCUAGCCGCCCCGGCGGCGGCGUCAACGACGGCGCCAGCAGGGACGAGUCGCCGGCGGCCACGGAGACGGUUACGGUCGGGCAGGCUCUGCAGGCGGUGGCGCUGAGCCCGGCCGGAGCCAGGCCGGUGGACCGCGCCGACGCUUCGGCGAUACAGGCCACGGAGAAGAGCGUGACGGGGCUGGGCCGCGUCGUCCCCGGCGGCGUCGCCGCCGCGGCGCACCGGGCCGCGGAGGCGAACGAACGCGAAGCCGCUGCCGCCGAUGCGCGCGACGGCGGCGAGGUGGGGAAGGUGGUGACGCUCAGGGACGUGCUGGGCGACGCCGCGUCCGUGAUGCCGGCGGGAAGCAACAGGGCGGCCACGUGGGUGGACGCCGAGAAGGUCGCCGCGGCCACGGGGAGCAGCGCGGGGAGGGGAGGCGGCGGGAUGGGCGAGGUCGCCGACGCGCUGGCGGCGGCCGCGCACAUCAACGAGGGGUCGACGCUCUAG